Oncorhynchus masou masou (cherry salmon) is the source of this 3018-nucleotide messenger RNA. RefSeq names its product ubiquitin thioesterase otulin-like. Gene Ontology annotation, biological process: protein linear deubiquitination. The transcript is spliced from 8 exons. Gene Ontology annotation, molecular function: cysteine-type deubiquitinase activity. Bases 207 to 1394 code for a protein of 395 amino acids. NCBI's taxonomy places the organism in Eukaryota, Metazoa, Chordata, Actinopteri, Salmoniformes, Salmonidae. Gene Ontology annotation, cellular component: cytoplasm. The record is from RefSeq and is a predicted model, not a curated record.
GAAACGUUGAUCAGACACGUGCACACAGCGUUUAUCAACUGGUGGCUAUAUAGCAUUUUUGCAAGUGGGACACCUGUGUAAAAUAUGUUUUGGAAGCGUUAAACUCAGAACUCGUAUGAGGACGAUAAAGGAGAUAUCCAAUGUGGAUUGACUGAAGUCCCAUCUUUGGAAGACCUCUUAGAGGAAGAACUGCCAGGAACAGAAGGAUGAAAAGGAAAAGGAGAAAGAAGAAUGCUGCUGUAACAGAGGCCAUGGGAGGGGAGGAGGACCCAAAAGAAGAGGCCCUCCAGGGGCCUAGCACCUUAGCUGAUGUGAGGGAGGAAUAUCGUCCACCUGUGGAGGAUCUGGGAGUUAGUGAGGAGGAAGACCUGUAUCGAGGAGCUGAAGAUCUCCCCCAAGGGCCAGUCAAACAUGCAGGACCGGGGGGAGCACUGUUUGAAAGCACACUUCCGAAGGCUGAGGACCGAUGCAGCCUGGAGCCAAUGCUGGAUAUUCUGUCCUACAGUGAGAGUGAGUGGAAGGGAAACACUACCAAAAGUACCCUUAUUAGAAAGAUCCCUCUUCCUGUCUGGUCCCAGGGUUACACUAAGCUGUCUCAGAGGUUUGAGAGCCUGAGACGGGUGAGAGGCGAUAACUACUGUGCCCUCCGAGCCACUCUUUUCCAGGUGCUCUCCACCAGCACCCAGCCGCCUGUCUGGCUGCAGGUCGAACACAUCUCCACGUGGGCGGAGGAGCUGGAGGCACGUGAGGGGCUGAUUGGCCAGUGGAUGUUCCCCUCGGAGUGCAGACAGGGGGAUGGGAGCGAAGACGCCGUCCAACAGCUCAAACGCUAUAUGGAACUCCUCCAGAACAGGUGGCAGGCGGCGGUGGGCUGCUCCAGCAUGGAGGUGAGACAGCGGUUGUGUGAGCGUGUGUUCCAAGGAGGGGAGGAGGAGCUGGGGCUGCUGGAGGCCCUGAAGCUCCUCAUGCUGGUCCGAGCGUCAGAGUUCCAUACCGCCAUGCAAGAGGGAGGGGACGUGCCCGUCUUUUGCUGGCUGCUCUAUGCACGCGACUCUUCCGACUGCCCACGCACAUUCCUCUCCAACCACCUGAGUCGAGUGGGUUUCAGCGGGGGUCUAGAGCAGGUGGAGAUGUUUCUGCUGGGAUAUGCCUUGCAGUGCACCAUCCAGGUCUACAGGCUGUACAUGACAGACACAGAGGAGUUUGUCACCUAUUAUCCUGAUGACCAUAAGGAAGACUGGCCCUGUGUGUGUCUGGUCACAGAGGAUGACCGCCACUACAACGUCCCAGUGGGCCAGCACAAUGGACUCCAAGUCCCAGAAGACGUCACUGCUAUCCCAGAGGACAUCCCUCCAGACUGUUUGGACUCUAAGUCCCAGGCUGAUUGCCACUGAAGAAAAAGCUCAUGGCAUGCACACAAUGCCAUAAUGUCAGAAGGCUCCUCAGGUUGACUGGAAGAAGACUCAUGCUUAUUGACAGUUUACACUUAGUUAAAAAUAGCUUUUGGAGUAUGACUAGGGCAGAACGACAGGUUUUUACCUUGUCAGCACGGGAUUCGAUCGAGCAACCUUUCGGUUACUGGCCCAACGCUCUAUCCAUUAGGCUACCUGCCGCCCCAAUGUUGCUUGUUUGCGUUGAAUCCUGUCCCAGAACUGAUGAAUAAAUAUAUCAGAUCACACAAUACCAUCACGAUGCAUUUUACUAUCAGGUGUAAAUGGUGUCUGUCAGAUGCCCACUUGCAUGAGAGAUGGACACUUAACCAUCCUGCAAAAGGUGACCAGAGCAAACUACAGUAAGCAGAAGUUGAAACCUCACAGCACGGCAUUUAAAAUAGAACAAAUGACUACUACUUCAUGUUAAGGGUUUAACUUUGACAUUGUUUGACACUGAAACCAUUUUGAUACCAGUAUUUGCUGUGACAUUUAAAAAAAUGAUAUACACUUGCAUUUUGAGACAAUCGUAAGGUUAGCACUAGCAAUAACGUAUUUGAAGAUGGGCUUAAACUAGAAUCCAGAGGAGAUUGUUUGAUCAUUUGUCCCUGUAUCAAAGGCAUGCCUGGUCUCUGCUUUUGCCAUUAUGCACUUGACUGAAGGUGUGAUCUUUUUUCGAUAUGUAACAUGUUGCCUUUAACCAAGGUGCUCUUGGAGAAGAACAUUGUGCCAGUGUUGCAACAUCUAGAUACUGGCAACUGUUUCCAGGUUCAUUGUUAAACCACCAGCCUCAGUUGGGUUCCAGAUAGGAAGCCUGGCUUAGUCCUCCAUGUUGCCUUAAGUUAUUUAUGCCCAGUAGGGGUGAAGAUUGGCAAUUGCUGCCUCGACACCAUUUAGCAAGGAAAGAUCAAGGUAACACUGAUUUAUACCAUUUGGUUAAAUGCUUUUCUAUAUUGUUCAAUUUCUUUUUUAUUCACUGUAUCAAUGUUUCAAUAGUCUUCUAUUAUUUUGAUCUAUUUAUUUGCCAAAUAAGAUGCCUUUAAAAAGAAAGAAAAUGGCUAUACUUGUCAAAAUAAAAAAAGUGGACAAGCAUAAUGUGAACAGUCACGAUACCAGAAUUUUGAUUUCAAUACCACCAAAAAAGCAGCUAGUUUUUUCUAUAGAAAGACAUUUGAUGUUCUUUCUAUAGAACCGCACCAGGAGACCACAUAUUUAGGUCUGGGGAAAAAUGUAAGAACUGUAGCUUGGAGUAGUUUAAUACCUUGUAAUUCAAAUGCAUAUAAACCGAGCAGUUUUUUCUGUAAAGCACGUGUUCUAAUUUGCUAAACAAAUGUCUGCUGGAUUGAUGCCAAUCAUGAUUCUGCCAGGUAGGCAUAGGUACCUAAGGCCUACAUAUAGAUUCAAUUCAAUCAAGAGUUAACCAGCGACGUCAGUUGAACUGCAGUUGGAGUGUCAAAUAGUUGAGCAGCUGCUCUUGUAGUCAUUGACACAAGCCACAAUUGCCCCCAUUGGCGUUAUGAGUUCAGAAUGAGAAAUUGUAGGCUGUAUAGAAAUAAUUAUACUCAAAUUAAUAAAAUAAUAAUUUAUA